CAAUCUUAUGUAAGUUCAUCACUGUGUAGUGAUUAUUAAGAUGGCAAACAGUGACAGGAACAACAUCUCUACAGUUUGCUGGCAAUACUCAGAUGAGUUUUCAGAGACAAACCUGCACUUACUUGAAAACGAAAUUCUCAGUGACAUAUCAUUCGCUGCUGGAGAGGAAAGAACGAUUGUCCGUGCCCACAAAAUGAUCCUAGCCAGCAGGAGCCCUGUUUUCUUUGCCAUGUUCUGUGGGCUACUUAAAGAAACUUCAACUGUAGUGGACAUACCUGAUAUCAAAGCUGAUGACUUUAGACUAUUUUUGAAGUAUUUAUAUACACGAUCGUGUGACACCAAUGCAAACACAGUGACGUCUUUGCUGUACUGUGCGAAAAAAUAUGAUGUCCCGUCACUGCAAAAGAUCUGCCGGGAUUUCCUCAGAAAUGCCAUUCAUGUUGUGAAUGUGUGCACCGUUCUAGAGGAGUGUUUACACUUUCAAGAAGACCAACUUAAAGAGGAGUGUAUUAGUUUUAUUUCUCAGAAUACAAUUGCCGUGCUCAAGACAAGAUCAUUUAAAAACCUUCCGACGAAUACCGUUAAACUACUUCUUGAAGACGAUGCACUGAACUGCAAGGAAGUCCAUAUUUAUUCUGCAUUGAAGGCGUGGGGUGUAUGUGCUUGCAAACGAAAGGGAAAGAAUAUUCCAACAGCUGAAAAUAUACGUGACGAAAUCGGUGAUCUGAUCAAGUUGAUUCGAUUUCCAACAAUGAGUGUGGAAGAUUUUUCUAAAUAUGUUGCGAAAGACUUAGUUUUAACACCAGAGGAAAAGCUGGCUUCCUAUCAAGACAUUGUUCUUGGCGAUAAGAUAUCUGGAUAUCCAAACACACCUAGACAAGAACCUACGACUCUGUAUAGGGUUAUGAGAUUCCGUUCCAUAACAACUCGGAACAGGUCCAUAGAAGUGGAACGUAAUGGCAUUGGUUUUACCGUUUCAAGAACAUGUACACUUCACGGAGCGAUGCUUUUUCGCCCAGCUGCUCCAGGAAUGGUCACUGGCAAGUUUGUUUUGAAUAAUUUAAAUAAAAAGUUAGUUGAAUCAAAUUUCUCUAUUGAAUUUGAGAUAGGAAAGACCACGCUCGACCAUUUAUUCUCCCCAAUACGAUUAGAACCCGGGAUAGAGUACUGCGUUCGGCAUAAUAGUAUACUGACUCGCAAGUGUUUAAAAACAUACUGCGGAAAAGAUCCACAACCGACUAAUGCAGAUAAAGUUCAAAUACAGUUAAAAGAUGUCCGGUUCAGAGAGGGCAUAAACAAUACAACAGUGUCUUCUGGCCAGAUCUUAGGACUGUUGAUCGGAGUGAAAAGCUAAAUCAGGCUUUAAGUACUCCAAAUUGUAUUCCUUCGUGUUCAGAUAGAGUUGGGGUCCCUGAUCAUUGAAGUUCUUGGGAUUUAACUAUUUGUCGAUUAUUUUUUUUAUUCUUAUGUUUUCUCAAGUCUCAAGUGCAUAUUUUGAUAAUACUUACCAUCUACGUUUUUACUUUAUUCAGGAUUGUUGGAUAAGAGUUAGGUUGUGCACACAAAUUAGUUUAAACCCCCAGUAAAUUUACAUUUUACUGACCGUUUUAAGGCGGGAGCCAACAGUCCAUGAUUAACACCCCUAGUUGUAUAUAUAUUAUAUAUGUGGUGUGUUGUUUGUGAAAUUGUGUGUUGGUGUUCAAUGUUUUUGGUUUUUGAUUGUUUGUUGUUGUGUUCUAUGUCAUUGGCAUUGACCCUGUGCCAUUAAACGGGGUGUAUGUUAAAAUAUUCCACCACUGGACUUGCUUCUGUUAUUUUUCAUAUUAAUGUUGAUAUUAAAGUCACAUUGCGGUUUAAACCAUAGUGUUGAUUUGUUUUUCGGAAAACAACUUUUUGGAACCUGCUUUUGGCUUUCCAGAAAAAAAGUUAAGCUUAUUUAAAACUUAAACGAUAAAUGUAUCUACUGUCAUAAAUCUAAGAAUUGACAUGAUUUUAAAGGUAAGAUUAAAAUAGCGUGACUAUUAAAGUUGAAAGUUGUAAUUUUGUAUCCUUAAUUUACAUGUUUCUGUUUGAAACGUUACGGAUGUUUGAAUAUUGAACAUUUUAAAUAAUCCAAAGAUUAUUUGAUUCAGGGAUUCGCAAUUUUAAAUCCGAUAAAUCUGUUUAUCAGCCAUUACGAUUUUCCAUCAAUUUCGAUAACUGAACUGGUGUUGUUAUAAUAAUAUGUCUGUUUAUAUCUUUUCAAAAAUUGCCUUAUAUGUGUAUGUGCUAUAUUAAUCCCCUGCCGUAAGGCAAAGUCGAUAAAGUAAUGGUAGGCGUGUGUGUGCGUGCGUUUAUGUAUGUGUGUGUCAGGGCAAAUUUCUUUGAGGUAUUGACCUCAAACUUCAUAUAUAGAUAAAUCUCAUAUAGGGGAAUGGCAGUGCACAGAAACCAUAACAUUGGCUGUAAAUAUUUAGUUAUUGCUCUUUGUUAAUAUCCAAACAUAUAUUUUGUCCGGAGCAUAACUCGAAAAGUGUUUUAGGAAUUGACUUCAAAUUUAAAAACAGUAAAAAAAUAUUAUUCAGGAAAAGUGCCCAGGAACAAUAAGUUAAAUUUUGUCUGUGAUAUCUUCAUUUAUUGUAAAUGUUUAUUUUCAUACUUAUUUUAUGACCGGAGCAUAACUUGAAAAUUCUAUAUAAAUAUAUUCUAACAUUAACGGAGAUGUGCAGGGCAUAGGUACCAUAAUUUGGCUGUAGUCCUUUUUAGCUAUGGCCCUUUGUUAAAUUCCAUUCUAUUUUCUUUUGUCCAGAGCAUUACUCAAAAAGUGUUUUAGGUAUUAACUUCGUAUACAGAUAUAUCUCAUUAAGGAAACGUUCACUGCACAUGAACCAUAACUCUGGCUUCAAUAUGUAUUUUAUUCAUAGCCCUUUGUUAUUUUCCAUACACAUUGUUUUCUCCGGAACAUAACUCACACAGUGUUUAGGUAUUUACUUCAAGCUUCGUAUACAGAUAUAUCACAUUAAGGAAAGAUCACUACACAUGACAAUAACUUUGGCUGCAGUAUUGUUUUAGGUGUUUCCUUUCUUUAUUUCCUUACUUACUUUUUGACCGGAGCAUAUUAACUUGAAACGUCUUUGAGGUAUCGACUUCAAACUUCUUAUACAGAUAGAGCUCGUUAAGGAAUGAUACAGUGCACAGUAAACAUAACUCCGGUUCAGUAUGUUUUACUCAUUGCUAUUUGUUAUUUAACAUACCUAUUGGUUUGUCCGGAUCAUCACUCAGAGUCCACAAACAGUAUUGGCUUUGGUUGCAUUGUAUUAGAUAAUGCCCUUUGUUCAUUUACAUUCUUAUUUUUUACCUUAACAUAUCUUGACAAGUCGAGUACAUACUUCAAACUUGCCAUACCGAUAGAUCGCAAUGAGAAAGAGUGCACAGAAACCAUAACUCUGGUUGCAGUAUUUCUUAAUGAUUGCCCCCUGUUUAUUUAAUACUAUAUAUAUAUGAGUUUUCAUACUAUUUUUUGUCCGGAGCAUAACCUGAUAAGAUUUUAAGUUAUUGUAGACUCUGCUUUCUACUUUAAACAUACAUAUGUUUUAAGCAAAACACAUCGUAUAACAUCCGUUACAUAUUAUACGUUACUUAAACAUGUGUGUUUCUCAUUCAAAAUAGCCCAUGCGUUUUUGUAAAACGUUCUUAGGUGUGUAUUGUAAGCCUUUUAUAGGUUUCUUAAUGUUGGGCUAGCAGGAAACCUUUUGAGCAUUAAAAUAUCAAUACGUAAACUUAUUGUUUUCAUUGUUAAUAUUUUAGCUGCAACUUAUUCAUUUCUUUUCAUGAAUGUUAUACAAAUUCAAUUUAUUAAAAAUGAUGAAACAAAUGUAAUGAACAUACAUAAUAAAAGAAAAUAUAUGUUUGUAGCAGUUAUACCUCCUGAUACUAUAAACGCAGGUGAUUAAUGUUAUAUCAUGUAAAUUGUACUCUUGGCAACUAACCAGAUAUGAUAUUUUGUCUGUAAAUCUUGUAUUUGGUGAUUUUAUAGAUUUUUUCCGAGUACUCGAGUAGUGAUUUGGUACUCGAGUACUCGGACGUUCGAUCGAGUACUCGAGUACUCGGGUACUCGUUGCCAUCCCUAGUUGUAUGACAAUGACAUCAAUAUUGUUUUGCACUCAUGUUGAUAUGUUUAAAAUAUGCUUAGAUUGUUUAAUGUCAUUCAGCUUAUUUUUGCUUUCGGUAAUUUAAA
Molecule: messenger RNA, 4216 nt
Organism: Mya arenaria
Lineage: Eukaryota; Metazoa; Mollusca; Bivalvia; Myida; Myidae
Product: BTB/POZ domain-containing protein 6-B-like
Exons: 3
Coding region: 41-1354 (437 amino acids)
Molecular function (GO): protein binding
Source: RefSeq, a predicted model, not a curated record